AUGAUCUACACUUGCAGACCACACUCAUUCACUCUGGAACGUGGCCCUCAAGAAGUAAAUCAUGUCAGAUAUGGUGUUUUUAGACAAUGUUGGUAUGUUUGCCACCCAACUUUGACUGACGAUCUUGGGAGCAACAGCUUCCAGCUGCAAUAUCAAAUGAGCCAUGCAAACUUCGAGUUACUUCUUAACAUUGUUAGCCAGCAUCAGGUGUACGAGAUGGCUUCAAAUAACAAUAGCUAUCCUAUUGAAAUUCAAGUUGCAACAGUUCUUUGGUGCUUUGUAAACACACAUUUUGGUUACUGUCUCACUGAACAGUUUCUUGGUGUCAGUGCUGGAUCCUAUACACAGUUUACCAUGCGGUUCAUUACUGCCAUGUCAGACUAUUCUGAUAAGUUUGUGAACUGGAGAGUCUAUGACAGUGAAACAGGAGCAAGAAGGGCGGCUGAAUUCGAGCAACCUGAAAGACAUGGUGUUAGUCUAUCUGAUGUCAUCGGGGCAAUUUAUGGAAAGCUUAUUUCUAUUCAAAAGCCCUUUUUACAUGGAAACUCCUGGGUGAAUUGCCACAACAACUCUUCUAUAAAUAUCCUUGCUGUGUGCAAUGCUAACAAGUGCUUUAUAUUUGUCAGAACAGGACAAUCUAAUUCUGCAUUUCCAAUUAUGGAAAACAUACUCCCUCCAUAUCCCAUUGCAACAAGCGUUCAACAAGAAAAAUGGCGUUUUUUGUUAAGACACUUGUACUUUUUGGAUAUCAACAAGAUAACUCUUACCAUUAUCACUUGCUGUGCUCUUCACAACUUUUGUUUGGAUAAUAAUAACACAGCAAGGAAUAUCUCAGAGGACACUCUUUGUAAUGAUGAUGACGUAGAGAUAGAAGUUGAGGAUCUCGAUCCAUUUAUGAAUGAGAUACCUGUGGAUUUGGAGAAUGCUUCACAAACUGUGAAUAUCUCUGUGAAACAACUCCAGUCUGCACAUGAUCUUUCUCAAGAAAGCAGGAGACAGAGAAGAGAAAGAAUGACAGAGGUCAUGAGACCAUUGAUGGAGACCCAGACGAGACAGUUCCAGGCUGACUUUUGA
This is a messenger RNA of Phycomyces blakesleeanus NRRL 1555(-), 1074 nucleotides long. RefSeq lists its product as hypothetical. The record is from RefSeq and is a predicted model, not a curated record. The transcript is spliced from 4 exons. The coding region runs from base 1 to 1074 and encodes 357 amino acids. Lineage: Eukaryota; Fungi; Mucoromycota; Mucoromycetes; Mucorales; Phycomycetaceae.